Molecule: messenger RNA, 1696 nt
Organism: Salmo salar (Atlantic salmon)
Lineage: Eukaryota; Metazoa; Chordata; Actinopteri; Salmoniformes; Salmonidae
Product: E3 ubiquitin-protein ligase rnf213-alpha-like
Biological process (GO): negative regulation of non-canonical Wnt signaling pathway; sprouting angiogenesis; ubiquitin-dependent protein catabolic process
Cellular component (GO): cytosol; membrane; nucleolus
Molecular function (GO): metal ion binding; ubiquitin-protein transferase activity; ATP hydrolysis activity
Source: RefSeq, a predicted model, not a curated record
AUGGUAAGAAUCACACUAGUGAAGGACAGCCCAGAGAUGGUAAGAAUCACACCAGUGAAAGACAGCCCAGAGAUGGUAAGAAUCACACUAGUGAAGAACAGCCCAGAGAUGGUAAGAAUCACACUAGUGAAGGACAGUCCAGAGAUGGUAAGAAUCACACUAGUGAAGCACAGCCCAGAGAUGGUAAGAAUCACACUAGUGAAGGACAGCCCAGAGAUGGUAAGAAUCACACUAGUGAAAGACAGCCCAGAGAUGGUAAGAAUCACACUAGUGAAGGACAGCCCAGAGAUGGUAAGAAUCACACCAGUGAAAGACAGCCCAGAGAUGGUAAGAAUCACACUAGUGAAGAACAGCCCAGAGAUGGUAAGAAUCACACUAGUGAAGGACAGCCCAGAGAUGGUAAGAAUCACACUAGUGAAGCACAGCCCAGAGAUGGUAAGAAUCACACUAGUGAAGGACAGCCCAGAGAUGGUUCUGGAUGUCUAUGCAUCUGUUUCCUGUGUUGAGCUCCUGGAACCCCAUGCAUUGGACUCUGAUGCCCAGUGCCAGGACUGGCUGAAGCAGGUGAAAAGACUGAAGGGGUCUAUGGAGCUGGUCUGCUCCCAGAGAAGCCUGAAGCAGUAUGGAGAGAGGAGCCGGGAACUGUUUGACUACAUCUGUAAUCAUUGGAACCGUAUCUGCAUCGUCUUUCUGUUUGUGGAACACAUGCUGAUAGGCUUUGAGUCUGAGGAGAGGGAGCUCAAGUCUCUGGUCCUUGAUCACACUCGUACCAUAGGCAAAAUUCUGGCAAAAAACUCAGACGUAAAAUCGGAGGAACCAUUUGCGGCCAUCAUUACAGUACUGAAGACUUGCAAGCAAAAAGCAAGUGAUCUGAUUUGCAAGUUUGGUUUCCAGUGCCGUGUGUGCAUGGGGGAACCACAAGACCCCGUGGACCUGCCCUGCCACCACAUGUUCUGUCUGACCUGUGUCAGAGGAUGUCUCAACACAGGCCAAAUGUACUGCCCCACGUGCAAACACGAACUCCCAGAUGACUUCGAGGUCAAAGUGACUGAGGACAUAAGAGCUUGCAUCACACUAAACGCUCAGUUCAGGCAGAGUUGCAAUGCGUUUUUCAUAGACCUGGUCACUACUGUGUGCUUCAAGGACAACAUCCCCCCAUCAAAAGGUGUCAUCCUGCACCUGUUGUCCUUCCUCAUGGUUGAGACAGAACCCAUCCCACUCAUCAGAGCACAAAGUCAGAUACACACCAAAGAUUUCUCACCAUUUGAUGAGUCUAUGGACAAGAAUCCUGUGGUGCGAUCAGUGAUACUCAAGCUUCUGCUCAAGUACACCUUUGAUGACGUCAAAGAAUAUCUGCAGCAGUAUUUGACAUUGAUAGAAGAGAGCAACAUUCUAGAGGCUGAGGAUAAAAAUGAACUUUAUGCGCUCUACAUCAACUGCCUUGAGGACUCCAUGUUCGACAGAAAGCCACAUGAAUGCCAGAAGCCUGCAGAUCAGCAGGCCUACCUGCAGAAUGAGACUGAGUUCUUGCGUCACUUCCUGGACUUUGUCACUACGUCGGCUGAGACCGUCACAAUAGAGUACCUGCAACAGAUCGCGAGGGUCCGUCUAUGCCUGGACAUGGCUGCACACCUGCUCCAUAGCAAAAAAAUGCAUGAAAUGUAUGCAUUCACUACUGUAAGUCGCUCUGGAUAAG